AUGGGCAACCAGCCAUCAAAGGAAGGAAAGAGCAGUGGAUCUCAAACACCUACCGGUUCUGGCCCAAAUCUUGAUUCUUACCCCUCUUUCAGCAAAUCAGAAACUAAGGAAUCAAUGCGUUCCUUCAGAACAGCCCUGCGGACGAAGAUCCCCGGCGGCAAGUCUUCUUCAGACAGUCCACGAGGAUCUUCUUCUGGUCUAGCAGGAGGAUCUACCACGAGUCUUGACAAGACAGAGACGAGCUCUUCCACCAAAUUUGGUUCGCGGCGAGGAAGCUUGGCCAGUGAUUCUACCCCACGACUUGCGCCUGUGUCGAGCAAGGGCGAGGUUGAUGAUGAAGCGGCGCAACCACCACCUUCGCCGACGAUGUCGCCGGGCGUGGGAGGUGGACACGGUAACCUGAAAGAGGCGCAGAGGAGUGGAGAAGUUGAUGCGGUUUCCGAAGGUCCGCUAACAGGGCAGAUGCAGCCGCAGGCGAACAAGGAGCCGAUGGAGUCAAUCUUGGUUAAGAAGAAUGCUCCGGUAGCUGCAUCCGCUCAAGGCGCAGCUGCUGCGCUGGCAAUUGCUGAAGGCGGUGGCUCUACCUCACCUGGUUCUAUGGAAAUCGGUGCGCUCAAGCCUGGAGACCUGGACGAGAUGAUCAAGCGACUUAUCGAUGCUGGAUAUGCCGGGAAGGUCACGAAGACGGUGUGCUUGAAGAACGCCGAAAUUACUGCUGUUUGCACUGCAGCACGUGAGCUCUUUCUCUCCCAACCUGCACUACUCGAGCUCUCCCCACCCGUUAAGAUUGUGGGAGAUGUGCACGGUCAGUAUACCGAUCUAAUCCGCAUGUUCGAGAUGUGCGGCUUCCCACCCAACAGCAACUACCUUUUCCUCGGCGACUAUGUAGACCGCGGCAAACAAUCCCUCGAGACCAUCCUCCUCCUUCUCUGCUACAAACUCCGCUUUCCCGAAAACUUCUUCCUCCUACGAGGUAACCACGAAUGCGCCAACGUCACCCGCGUCUACGGCUUUUACGACGAGUGCAAACGCCGCUGUAACGUCAAGGUCUGGAAAACUUUCGUCGAUACCUUCAACACGCUUCCAAUUGCCGCGAUAGUAGCCGGGAAGAUCUUCUGCGUGCAUGGGGGCUUGUCUCCCAGCUUGAGCCAUAUGGACGACAUCAGGAACAUUGCGAGACCGACUGAUGUGCCUGACUACGGCUUGUUGAAUGAUCUACUCUGGUCCGAUCCGGCGGAUAUGGACUCGGACUGGGAGGCAAAUGAGAGAGGCGUUAGUUACUGCUUCAGCAAGAAGGUAAUCAUGGAGUUUCUGCAGAAACACGAUUUUGACCUUGUGUGUCGCGCGCACAUGGUUGUGGAGGAUGGGUAUGAGUUCUUUAGUGAUCGGGUUCUGGUCACAGUCUUCUCGGCACCGAACUAUUGCGGGGAGUUUGACAAUUGGGGAGCGGUGAUGAGUGUUAGUGGAGAGUUGCUUUGUUCUUUUGAGUUGUUGAAGCCUUUGGAUAGUUCGGCUUUGAAGUCGCACAUCAAGAAGGGCAGGACGAGGAGACAGAAUGAUUUGAAUAGUCCGCCUGCCAGCCGAUACCCGCAAAGCUACUAA
Molecule: messenger RNA, 1602 nt
Organism: Recurvomyces mirabilis
Lineage: Eukaryota; Fungi; Ascomycota; Dothideomycetes; Mycosphaerellales; Teratosphaeriaceae
Gene: pzh1
Product: serine/threonine protein phosphatase Pzh1
Exons: 2
Coding region: 1-1602 (533 amino acids)
Cellular component (GO): nucleus; cytoplasm
Molecular function (GO): protein serine/threonine phosphatase activity
Source: RefSeq, a predicted model, not a curated record